Anoplopoma fimbria (sablefish) is the source of this 2301-nucleotide messenger RNA. RefSeq names its product family with sequence similarity 98 member A (gene tslig3a). NCBI's taxonomy places the organism in Eukaryota, Metazoa, Chordata, Actinopteri, Perciformes, Anoplopomatidae. The transcript has 8 exons. Gene Ontology annotation, cellular component: tRNA-splicing ligase complex. Bases 74 to 1645 code for a protein of 523 amino acids. The record is from RefSeq and is a predicted model, not a curated record.
UCAGCUGAGCUGGCUGAUGUGAAAACUCUGUUUCAUUGUACGUGAUUUUAGAGCUCGACUAUAGAUUAUUGGGAUGGAGAAUGACAUUAUCGUCUCUCUUGAAGAUUUAGGGUACCAAGGCCCUCUGUUGGAGGAAGGAGCUCUGGAUCCGGCUGUGAGCAGAGGAGCAGCUUCACCUGAGUUUACUAAGCUCUGUGCCUGGAUCGUCUCUGAGCUAAGACUCUACUGCAGGCUGGAGGAGAAUGUCCAUGCCACCAACUGUCCGAGCGAGGCAGAGGGCUUCCAGCUGGAGAUGAGCGGCCUGCUGUCGGAGCUCGCCUGUCCUUACUCUGUCCUCACGAGCGGAGACAUCACCCAGAGGCUCCUCAACAGGACCGACUGUCUGCUGCUCCUCACCUUUUUGGUGUCUGAGCUGGAGGCGUCGAGGAUGAUCCUGGUUACAAAGCCUGAAAAGAAAACCCAGGAGUCAGGCAGCCCCAUGUUCCAGGAGCUGAAGGGCAUCUGCAUGUCCCUGGGCAUGUCCAAGCCUCCAGCCAACAUCACCAUGUUCCAGUUCUUCAGUGGAAUUGAAAAGAAGCUGAAAGAAGCCAUGAGUAAAGUCCAACCCCAUCACGUAGGAGAGCCUUUGAUGAAGAAGACCCUUGGACCUGUGCACUUGGAAAAAAUUGAAGCUAUAAACCAAGCACUUGUUAAUGAGUAUGAAGUGAGAAGAAAAAUGUUGUUGAAACGCCUUGAUGUCACAGUGCAGUCUUUUGGUUGGUCUGACAGAGCAAAGACGCAUGCUGAAAAAUUGGCCAAGGUUUACCAGCCACUACGUUCUACUCUUGACACCAAAAGUAAAAUCUCUGUUGCUCACCUUCUCGCUGCUCGACAAGACUUUUCCAAGAUCCUACGUACAAGCAGUGGCAAGAUUAGAGAGAAGACUGCUUGUGCCAUUAAUAAGGUUCUAAUGGGCCGAGUGCCAGACAGGGGAGGCCGCCCCUGUGAGAUCGAGCCUCCUCCACCCGAGAUGCCCUCAUGGCAGAAGCGUCAGGAUGCACCCCAAGGCGGAGGACACUAUGGUGGGAGCGGGCAUGGAGGCAGCAGGGGUGGCUACGAUCACUACUCCCAAGGUGGCCGUGGAGGAUAUGAGAGAGGAGGCGGAGGAGGACAUGUAGACAGGGGAGGUAGAGGAGGAGGAGGAGGAGGAGGAGGCGGCGGCGGCAGAGGAGGAGGAAAGGUGCAGGGAGGCUGGGGAGAUGGUGUUGGAGGGGGGAGAGGCGGUUACAACCAGAGCCACUAUCAAGAUGCCUCAAGUCAUCAAGGGGGAGGAGGGAGAGGUGGCUUCGGAGGAGGAGGGAACAACCAAGGAGGAUUCCAGGACCCUGGCUACCAUGGAGGAGGUAGCGGUUACCAUGACAAUUACCAGCAAGAUGGAGGUUGGCAUCAGGAAAGAGGAGGGGGUCGAGGAGGUCGUGGUGGCAGGGGAAGAGGAGGAGGAGGAGGAGGAGGAGGAGGAGGAGGAGGAGGAGGACAAGGAGGAGGCUGGGGUGGGAGAGGGGCCCAGAAUUUUAACCAAGGCGGACAGUUUGAACAGUUCUUCCAACAUGGCGGGCAGCACUACAACCAAGCUGGCUUUAAUCAAGGCAGACACUACACUAGUUGAAGACGCAGUGAGGGACAUCACAGCAGAGUCCACUUGAAGAUUGACUCCAUAUCAUAUGUGAGCAGAUGUGAAAUGCCUUAUCAUCCAAUAAAGAAUUUUUCAGCACGGUUAAAAGUUGACAUAUGUUUGAGGACGUAGGAGAUCAACACAGAUACGGUACACACUCAGUUUUGUAAUUCUUGUUUUACUACAGAGAGCCAUUUUACUGUAGUCCUUUGCUUUUUCAUAAUGGUGUGUAAAUGUUUUCUCUGCCUCCUCAUUACAAGUAUUCAAGCCAACAGCUCUUCAUUAAUGGUUACUCGAUUAGUUGGACUCUGCUGUUUUGACCUCACUUUGACACUUAUUUAGCCUUAUAUUGAACAUGUUUUUGAAAGACAGGAAAGCGUCCUCUAAGAAUGCAGUGUUGGUGCAAUUACUGUAUAUCUGACGUUAGAAGUGCACUCUUGAAAUCCUUAAUAGUUUCAUUGAAUUUGACCCUUACUUGAAAACAACUUCAUGUUUCCAGUCUACAUUUUGUUUCAGUAGGUUUGACUGGAGUCUCCUUUGUUAGUUAUUUAAAAUAUGUAAUCUUUUACUGCUCAUGGAAGAUUGUGUGCAUACAUAUAUGGAUGUUGGAAGAUUUGCAUGGGUGUGUGAAUGAGCAAUAAAAUCUGAAA